UUUUUGAUAAAGACUGUGGACGCGUGUUUACAACGAGCAACUUCCAGAGGCUACGGGACCAUCGCUUUCCCGGCCCUCGGGACCGGCAUACUACAGUACCCACCCGAGACAGUAGCCCGGGUGUUCAAAGAGAGAAUAGCCGCUUUCUCCACAGAUAACCCACUGACGUGUCUGAGGGAAGUGAUCAUUGUAUUGUAUCACAAGGAUGAGAAAACAACAAAGGCUUUCAAUGAAGCGUUCGACAGCGACCCGAGUAUGAUCAGAGAACCAACGACCAUGGAUAGGACGAACAGUGAAGAAUUUUGGAUUGACCCCCUCAGGAUUGAGGUGAAAGUAGGAACUCUGCACACGGAAAAAGUGAACACAAUCGUGGUGCCAACUGACAACAAGGUGUCACUGCGUGGCCAAGUGGCAUUUUUGAAGUCCGAGUAUGGGCCUGACUGUAUGGUUGGAAGUGACCGGGCAAAUAUCACAAAAUCCGGAGCUGUCGUCGUUCCUGCUCAAAAUAUGUCCUGCACGAACGUCAUGCUUGUGUCUACGGAACAUUUCAAGAACAAUGUAGAGGAGGUGAUCAAAAAGUGCUUCAGAAAGGCAGAAAAGGAGAAAAUCAUGUCACUCGCAAUUGGCCAUGUUAUUCCAGAGCAAGACGACGACGCUAAGGUAUUCGCCACUGGCAUGGAGAGGGCCAUCAAGCGAUACAAGACUAACCUGAAGGUCCUUAGUGAUGUUCGGAUCCUCCUCAACAACACAGAACAAAAGUCCACAUUUGAUUCCAUUUUCCGACAGAACGUUGGUCGCCCAGCUAUGAGAAAAUCUUUUGUGCUGUCUCAUGAAGAUGAGUUGUCUUCACGCUCCAAACCACAAAGAUACCAAAGUAAGUCCAUGAGGUCGGAUGAUCCGUGCCUGCUUCCACUGCCGCGACUGCGUCUAUUGGCCGUGACCAAAGAGCACCUUGACAACUGCAUGGACACUGUCUCCGUCAUCUUGCUGAACAAUGUUGUGUCAGAUAUACAGACUGGUUCGGCCAUUGAAACUCUUCCUGACGACCAGGUGCCACGCGUGACCUCCGUCUGCGCGGAUCUGCACGUGCUGACGCAGGUAGACAAGAGCAACGGGAUAGUCCACUUCCACGGCUCCAGAGAAGACGUCAUGGCAGCGAAGAGGAAGACUCAGGAAUAUGUCCAAGGUCUAAAUACGAAGCACCAGACACGGGAACGAGCCGAAACGAUUCAGACCAACGUCCAGUGGUGGUACAUGACCGCCCCGGGAGGGGAACUCAAGGCCUUUCCCUCAGUGAGCAACAUGCUGCUGGAGCAGGCCUACAAGGAAGGUCUCCCAUCGGCUACCUUCAAAGGCUUGGGAGGCAUGGUCACUGCUGACUUCCUUACAAAUCGGUUCCACAUGUCGCCUACAGAGUCGUUGGAGAUGUCUCGGGUUGAGAAGCGUGGUGGGACUUUCUGACGUGGUCGUGUUAACACUACGCGAAAAGUAUGAUUUGUGUCAACUUGCAAUAUAUCGGAAAUUGAAAUGUUGCGGAUAAGUGCAUGUGCUUCUAGAUAUUUGAGUAUGUUUGAAUGGAACUGUCCCAUCUUCUGUUUCAGCCAGGUGACGGUGUCAUGACGUUUGUAACGGUUAUGUUUUUAGCAAAAUCCAGUUUUCUAAUGUUUACUUCGAUUCGAUGGCUAUGUACUUGAUGCGGGUGUCAUAUCAUAUUUCCACCUUCAUUUGGGACGGUGGGGUAGCCUAGUGGUUAAAGCGUUCGCUCAUCACGCUGAAAACCCGGGUUCGAUUCUCCACAUGGGUACAGUGUGUGAAGCCCAUUUGUGGUGUCCCCCGCCGUGAUAUUGCUGGAUAUUGCUAAAAGCGGCGUUAAACUAAACUGACACACUCGACCUUCAUUUUGCAUUGUUUCGGCGAUUGUUGCAGCCUAGUGACGGUUUGAUGACGCUGGUAACCUUUUGGGAGACAGAUCCAGUUUUCUAAUGUUUACUUUCUUUUGCCGGGCAAUUUAAAAACGUCAACCUUAUGUUUGAUGGGAAUAUUUGAGAACAUUUUCCACGUUAGAGCCGUAUCGUUUAAACUCCAUUCAGUCCUUUUUUACAAAAUAUUUUAUCAGUUCACUGUGAUGUUUCCUGAAUCUUUCGGAAAGCUGUUUUUACAUGUAUGCAACCAUCUUUUCUUAUGGCUUAUGUCAGUGCUGGAUGGAUUGUGAAAUAGCAGACUAGAAGGUAAAACCGGGAUACUGGGCUAAACACUGUUGAAUCACGAUAGAACAAAUACUGCAUAAAGACAGAAGGUGAUAUACUGUUACACAGUAGAUGCCGACGACUCCCACUGUAGACUGGUACAACUGUUAAAUGUACGAAUGUCUUUCAGCUGCUUUGUCAACUCCACCUUCACACACGUAACAGUCUGGCCUAUCAUGCGACAACUGGCAGUCAUCUUCGGGUCUACUGGGGACACUCAAAUGUCUGGUUUAUCCUGGACCCAAGUGAACAUUUAAGUUGCUAGGGCACAACGACCUUUCUCUUUGGGAUCUUUGAAAGACUAACAUGAAUAGAAGGCCUUCGUUACUAUUUUCUUAAACGGAAUAUUUUGAUAUAUCUUUAUUUGAAAUCUGACAUGUCUGUCUCUGGUUGAAUCAUUGAUUAACUUUAUUAGGUUAACAUAAACUCACGGGCGAAAGAAACGUCACCAAAAUGAUUUUUGUAUAUCUUUUAUCGUACACUAAGUGAUUAUUCAUAUAUG
Messenger RNA from Haliotis rubra (blacklip abalone), 2748 nucleotides. RefSeq lists its product as uncharacterized. The record is from RefSeq and is a predicted model, not a curated record. The transcript has 8 exons. Bases 256 to 1461 code for a protein of 401 amino acids. Gene Ontology annotation, biological process: negative regulation of gene expression. NCBI's taxonomy places the organism in Eukaryota, Metazoa, Mollusca, Gastropoda, Lepetellida, Haliotidae. Gene Ontology annotation, molecular function: transcription corepressor activity. Gene Ontology annotation, cellular component: nucleus; cytoplasm.